AUGCCCUUACGAGACAUGCACAAAGAAAAAACUAAAACUCGCAAAUGGAAUACAAUGAUCGAGGACUUAUCCCAGACCUACGGCAAAGAAAAUCACGGUGCCCAAGGAAGAAUAAGGCUACUCAGUACGAUAGCAAAUCAUUUUAGUAACAAAGAAUUGAAGAAAGCAUUUCCCUGUACCAACUACAAAAUUACUGAAGCACGACGGUAUGCAAGUUUUAUAGGAGCUGGAGCAACACCACCUAGUGCGCCUCGUGUUACCAGAUAUCGAAUACCCGUUGAAGAUCUUGCAUUUGUUGUAAACUUCCUACAUCACCCAGACAACACUACACAAUCUUCUCAUAGAAUGGCUUCUUGUGAAGGAAAAAAAUCGUCGUGGUUGUCCAAUCUUUUUGAAGAAAAGAACCAACCAGUCAUGUGGCUCCGGAUAACAAAGUCCAUCUGUAUAAAAAGUACAAAGAAGAAUGUUGUAAAAAUGGUCGGUGUCCUAUAUCGGAGACAAAGUUUUGUCAGGGCCUGGAAGCGGGAAACUUUAAAGAAAUGGCGCAAAUGGUCGGACUUUGCAAUAUUUGUGAUGUGAUCGGAGCAAGAAAUUGGGAGGAUCUAAACGAUAUAAUUGAAGAACUUAAAAAAGAAAUAUCUGCAAUGCCAAUUGGAGAAGUGGUUAUUGAUUGCGAGAAGUAUGCCGACUCUGAUGAAAUUACAGACAAGAUGAGGGUAGUAAUGGUAGACCUUACAGACAAAGACACAGAAUUUCUACGGGGCGGCCAGUGUAAUCCAUUAUCUAAAGAUUCACCAAUUUUACUUAUGCCAGUCAACAACUCCGUAAAUCUUUCGUACUAUGCUUGUAAUAAAAACAAUUCGAUGGACGAGUUCUUAACUAGGGCUAAAGUGUUAAAAGAACAUCUUCUUUCCAGAUUCGUCGAUGAAUUAGACAUGCAAUCAGCUUGUCCCUUUCAUAACAUGUCUUGGCUCUUAGGCAAAACUACAACGUGUCCAACUGGGGAGGUCUGCGAAGUUUGUGUUGAACGAUUCAACUUAUUCGAUGACAUUAAUGCAACCAUUCUGACCAGCAAACUCGAUAGUACUAGAUACACUACCUCAACAAGAUCAGAAAAGUUCAGGAAAAUUUACGUUCCUACAUAG
Paramuricea clavata is the source of this 1145-nucleotide messenger RNA. Lineage: Eukaryota; Metazoa; Cnidaria; Anthozoa; Malacalcyonacea; Plexauridae. The record is from the annotation of a GenBank genome assembly.